Molecule: messenger RNA, 672 nt
Organism: Trichophyton verrucosum HKI 0517
Lineage: Eukaryota; Fungi; Ascomycota; Eurotiomycetes; Onygenales; Arthrodermataceae
Exons: 2
Coding region: 1-672 (223 amino acids)
Molecular function (GO): acid phosphatase activity
Source: RefSeq, a predicted model, not a curated record
AUGGUCAAGAAUAAAGGGAGUAACUCGGCCAAAGUGCCGCUUCCACUCGCCCUGGAAGCUCCCUAUGCUGCUCCUACAACCUUCAACGAUGGACUUCCUCUGCCUAAAAUAUUUGUUUUUGACUUAGAUUACACCCUGUGGCCGUUUUGGGUAGAUACCCAUGUUAGCGCUCCUAUAAAAGCCAAGGAUAACAACUCUCGCUGCGUUGACAGAUGGGGAGAAUCAUUUUCAUUUUAUCCAGCAGUUCACUCGAUUCUACAAGCAUGCCGGGCGCGGUCUAUACCUGUCAGCCUGGCAUCGCGUACAAACACGCCAGAUCUCGCACGCGAUGUUCUCAAAGCUCUACAUGUCAUUCCAUCCUUCACAGAUAAUCCUGCCGCCGAUAAUCGUUCUAUACGUGCGCUCGAUUACUUUGAACAUAUUCAGAUAUACCCGGGGACAAAAACGCAACAUUUCACUCGUAUUCAGCAGUCAAGUGGCCUGAAGUACGAGGAUAUGCUCUUUUUUGACGAUGAGCCUCGCAAUAAAAACGUCCAAGCAGAACUUGGCGUGACAUUCUGCCUUGUUAAAGACGGAAUAACUAAGGAAGAAGUAGAUAGAGGAGUCUGGGAAUGGCGGAAGCGAAUGGGUAUAAGCCAGGCUGACCGGAAGUCGGCUGAAGAGAAGAAUUAA